Messenger RNA from Corticium candelabrum, 1117 nucleotides. RefSeq lists its product as uncharacterized. The transcript has 7 exons. Lineage: Eukaryota; Metazoa; Porifera; Homoscleromorpha; Homosclerophorida; Plakinidae. Bases 46 to 933 code for a protein of 295 amino acids. The record is from RefSeq and is a predicted model, not a curated record.
AUCAUUAUUGCUGCCCUUCUCCGUCUGACCGGUGACCAGUUCCAGAUGAAGUCGUUUCUAGCCGUCGCUUUGUUGCUGACUGCUGUUUGCGCGUCUUCUGAAGAGUCUCAGAAUCCAUCGCCAGAGGUUGGAGCUGCAGCCAUUGCUCAAGUACUAGGAGGACGCUGCAACAACUUUCAAGUUCCCUACACGUCUUAUUCGUGUAGUGAGAAAACCGAGGCAACCCUUCGGUACAACUAUGAUACUAAAGAAGUUGAAGUUUGUGAUGGCAGUGAUUGGAAAACCGUAGGUACAGCAAGUGGCAGUAAAUUGGGUAGCAGCAAAGACAACCCUGCGUCUGGAUGCAAACACCUACUUGAUGAUGGAGUAAAAGUCAGCGGAGUUUAUUGGAUGUUGCCAUCCGGUGCGUCGCAGCCCUUUCAGGCAUAUUGUGAUCAAACAACAGAAGGAGGUGGCUGGAUGUUGCUGUAUGCAUACAAACAUGCGAAAGGUCAAGUUAAUCCACUUGUUGUGGGUCUCCCUACCGAUCCCAAUGGAUAUUCUCAUCAGCUUUUGAAUAAUCUCGGCAUAGGACACGGUUGGGCUCAUGAGCUGAGGUUCUAUUGCACCACUUCAGCACACAGUCGUGUUAUCCAUUUUAAGACUACCAAUAACAACGUUCUAAACAGUGCAUAUGACGGCAAACUUCACUACACGGUCAAUGAUUGGAAAAGUAAUAAUGUGCUGUUAUCUGGACAUUCUGCCAAUCUUCCUGCUGCAACCACAAAUAUCUUCGCCACUAACCAGGCUACUCCAGGAUUCACUGAUUUUCCGUUUUGGAAAGGUGGUGUUUAUCACUGGGGUAUUGCUCCUGGUUUCAACAGAUUUGAGUGUGAUGAUUUUCCUGGCAACGUCAACCAAGAUACUCUUCAUCGUGUGUUUGUGCGGGAAUGAAGCUAUUGACGAUGUGUGUGCAGCAUGAAACUAGAGGUUGGUGAUGUGCAAUACCACAGUCAUGCUGAAACUAUCAUUACUAUAUGGUAUUGUUUGUUUGAUAGUAUAGUAUUACAUUGAGUAUGUCUGCGUGGCUAAGCGUACUGUCUCUACGCUGUAUUUUAAUCAAUUUUGUCCACAACUA